Eurytemora carolleeae is the source of this 453-nucleotide messenger RNA. It is a transcript of the gene Mlc-c, whose product is annotated as myosin-2 essential light chain. The transcript has 6 exons. Gene Ontology annotation, cellular component: myosin II complex. The record is from RefSeq and is a predicted model, not a curated record. Lineage: Eukaryota; Metazoa; Arthropoda; Copepoda; Calanoida; Temoridae. Gene Ontology annotation, molecular function: calcium ion binding; myosin heavy chain binding. The coding region runs from base 1 to 453 and encodes 150 amino acids.
AUGUCUCGUGGAGUUCAGUUCAGUGAUGAUCAGAUUGCAGAGUUUCAGGAGGCCUUUGUUUUGUAUGACAAACGUGGAGAUGGAAAAAUCCCCGUUUCUCAAAUAGGUGAUGUUAUGCGUGCGCUUGGACAGAACCCGACCGAGUCUGAAGUGAAGAAGCUUGUCGUUGAGCAUAAGGCAGAUGAUAGGGUCACCUUCGAGGUCUUCCUCCCGAUUAUGCAGGCGAUCUGUGGUCGUAGUUCUACUGAUACUAGUGAUGAUUUCAUUGAAGGACUGAGACAUUUUGACAAGGACGGGAACGGUUUUAUCACUAGCGCUGAGCUCCGUCAUCUCCUGACUACCCUUGGAGAGAAACUAUCUGACGAGGAGGCAGAACAGCUCCUUGCAGGUCAGGAGGAUAGCAAGGGAAACAUCAACUACGAGAACUUCGUUAGAACAGUCAUGAACGGAUAA